AAUAAUAUAAAACGACUUUAGUGUGAUAUUUGUUCAUAAAGUGAUUGAAAACGGUGUGUUAUGAUUAAGAUAUCUCUAUUUCUAAAAUUUUAAUAAUAUUUUAGGUACUUAAAUAAUUUUGAUGAAAAGACAUUUUUGUGGGGCAGUGUAUCUCUGUGUGUUCUGGCUUAUUGUGGAUAAACAAACCUACCUAUUGAAGGAUCCUUGCGAGAACUAAUAGUGGUAAUAAUUGUGCUUGUUCAUUAGAAAUAUAUUAAUACAUACACGUACCUACUACAUUGUCUUCCCCGUGGCAAAGCUACAACUUAGUUUUUCAGUUAACUACAAUACAGUCGAGACCAAUACUGUCUUACUAUAUAUGUAACAAAAUAAAGAGCAAUAACUAUAAAAUAAAGAAAUAACCAUUGAACUAUGCAAUGUUCCCGUGACGUUUGAAUGGCGGCCAUAUUAACAGGCGUGUUGAACGAGAGGUGAUGCGCCGACUCGACCACGCCCACCAUGAGCUCCUUCCUCAUGAACGGUGGAUACCAACCGCAACCGGACCCCAAGUUCCCGCCUUCCGAGGAGUACAGCCAGGCAGACUACAUACCACCAGGGGAGUACUACCAACAUCAGCAUCUACAAUAUGGAUACCAACAUCAGUAUGCACCUGUGCAGAUCGGGACAGGAUAUGGUUAUGGAGGAUACUAUCACCCGUUGCCUCAGCACCCACCUGUGGCACCACCACCUCGGCCUCCUGAGCCCUCGCAUCCGUCUGACGCAGAUCACGGAUACGCACCGCCUCAUAGUGGAGAAGUAGCGCCAGGUCUUGCUGAACUUGGCUUAAGGUUAGAGAGGCACAUCGAAGAAGCAGCACCAGCUGGAAGGAAGCUUCAUGCACUCGGUCGUGAAGGGUCACCAGCUUCGGAGAUGGAUGAGGAAAGGCUCUUGCUAGAUAGUCCGCCGGUAGAAGACGACGACUCUUCCAUAUGCUCCGACAAUACAGACAGGGUCAUUUAUCCUUGGAUGAAGAAAAUACAUGUUGCUGGGGCCUCGAAUGGUUCGUUCCAACCUGGAAUGGAACCUAAACGGCAGCGAACAGCAUACACGAGACACCAAAUAUUAGAAUUGGAGAAAGAAUUCCAUUACAACAGGUAUCUAACGAGAAGAAGACGAAUAGAGAUAGCCCACACUCUAGUCCUGUCAGAAAGACAAAUUAAAAUCUGGUUUCAGAACAGACGGAUGAAAUGGAAAAAGGAUAACAAACUGCCCAACACCAAAAACGUUAGAAGAAAAACCAACCCAGCUGGAGUUACUACUACAGCUAAAGGGGGGUCCACACCAAAGAGUAGAUCAAAUAAGAAUACAAACAACAAUGACAAGAAAAAAUCUAAUAACAAUGGGAGACCAGACAGUAUAGAGAACGUAACUGAUAAUAUUAUGAAUGACUUACAUUGUGUUGGCUCGCAACAAAAUUUAUCGCAUGAUCCUGCUAUCAGUCCAAUGUCGCAUCCUGGGAAUCAAAUGAACACUGGCCAUCCAAUGACUCCACAUCAUCUUCAUAUGAUGAGUAUGCAUGGGAUGGAUCCCGGAAUGGUCGCUAAUCUCUCCACACACGGUUCGCCUGUUGGUGCCAAUGGUUGUGGAACAGGACUUAAUCCUGGUAGUCAGCCAGUGAUCAAAUCGGAUUACGGUCUCACCGCCUUAUAAUCUUUAAAGUAUAAAGAAGCUAUAUUUUCAUUAACGAACUCUGUAACAUUUACCAUUCCUUUGUGUUGAUAAGAUGUAAUAAAGUGAUGAUUAUUAAAUAUUAAGUUUAUUAUAAGUCGUGUAAGUAUUCCUAGGAUACCCAGUCAUAAUUGGAUGUUUGCGUAAUUACCUAAGUGGAAAACUCUACAAUGUCAAAAGUGUGAUUAAUAUUAUUUUAGGAUAGAUAUAAACAUCUCAAUGUCGAAUUUGUACAUUUCACUAUAAGUCAUUGUCUUGUACUAUAAGUCUAUUUAUUUAAUAAAAGUACUAAUUUUUAAGUAAGUAAACGCAGUAUUUUAUUUAUAAGACAAUUUUGUAGAAGUGAAUAAUUUUAUAAAAUCGUCACUAUGUUUCAAGUUACCAUUUCACUUAACAUUAGGUAUUCCAUGGUACCGAGUGGUAUUGAUUAUUCUGCGAAUACUUUAUAUUAAUACUCAUAACUUUGUUAAUGGUAUAACAUGAGCUAAGUAUUAAGUUAUUGUAUUUAAAAUCAUGGUAGAUACCAAUGAAAUGUAAAUGACAUAAAGUCAGUUGUACCAUAGAACAAAAUAAAAAAUAGAGAUGAGAUCCUGAGAACUCUCAAAAUGGUUAAUUAAAAAAAGAUUAUGAAUUCAGUUAAAAUAAAAAGUGAAGCACAAUUGCAGAUAGCGCAAAUAAAAUAGAUAGUAUUGAUUUCACUAAAAUUGUAUUUUAAUUACUUAUAUUUAAAAAUUAUAAACAAAACAUGAACACAGCUAGUUUACAAUUAUGAAUUUUAUAAACUACGAGAGUUAUUACUUGUAUUUCUUCUGAAUACUAAAUAAAACUUUUUACUACACCUACACUAAAAAAGGAUAUAGUGAAAAGAACAG
Galleria mellonella (greater wax moth) is the source of this 2579-nucleotide messenger RNA. RefSeq names its product homeobox protein Hox-C4 (gene Dfd). The coding region runs from base 499 to 1689 and encodes 396 amino acids. The record is from RefSeq and is a predicted model, not a curated record. Lineage: Eukaryota; Metazoa; Arthropoda; Insecta; Lepidoptera; Pyralidae. Gene Ontology annotation, molecular function: RNA polymerase II cis-regulatory region sequence-specific DNA binding; DNA-binding transcription factor activity, RNA polymerase II-specific. Gene Ontology annotation, cellular component: nucleus. Gene Ontology annotation, biological process: regulation of transcription by RNA polymerase II; anterior/posterior pattern specification. The transcript has 2 exons.